This is a messenger RNA of Lolium rigidum, 748 nucleotides long. RefSeq lists its product as uncharacterized. Bases 101 to 667 code for a protein of 188 amino acids. The record is from RefSeq and is a predicted model, not a curated record. The transcript has a single exon. NCBI's taxonomy places the organism in Eukaryota, Viridiplantae, Streptophyta, Magnoliopsida, Poales, Poaceae.
CCGAGCUAUCACCAACUCUCAUUCCUCGCACUCUUCAGCUAAGCAGUCUUCCUAUCUCUGAGCUUUGCGCCCGUGCUUGUCGAUCUAGCUCGUCUCGCUCAUGGGGAACUUCGCGUCGUGCACGCUCGCCAGGAUCCCCGGGGCGGCCAGGGGCGCCAGGGUCGUGCUCCCGGACGGCGGUGUGAGGCUGGUCAGGCCGCCAACCACCGCGGCCGAGCUGAUGCUCGAGGCGCCCGGCCACUUCCUGGCCGACGCACGCACGCUGCAGGCGGGGCGCCGGAUCGCGGCCCUCGCCGCGGACGAGGACCUCGAGCUUGGUGGCGUCUACGCGGCGUUUCCCAUGAAGCGGCUCGGCUCCAAGGCCGCGUCCGCCGACCUUGCGCGCCUGGCAGCCGUUUUCACCAGGGAGGCACAUGCGCGGAGGCCCGCUUCGGCCAAGGUGGCCGCAAUCCUUGUCGUGGCGCCGCACGAGGUGGCUUCCAUUCCGGCGGCGGAGGUUGACGCCUCGGUCAGUGCGCCACGGCUGGAUGAGAUGGACGUGGACGACGAGGCCGCCGCGGCGGAGAUCGGAGAGCUCAAGCACCGGAUAAGCUGCGGUCGCUCGUCCAGGCGGCGGCCGACGCUGGAGACCAUACACGAGGAGAGCUACGCGCCAGCAGUUUGCUAAUGCGACAGCUCAAUUUAGCUAGCCACGUCCGUAACGAAAUGAGGGUGGCAAAUGCCUUCUCUCGUUUCCCUUUUUCCCAUU